AUGGACUCCAUUAAUUCAUUAAUUCUAAUCGAUCUUCGAUGGAAACAACCGCAACCCAGCGACUUCGCAAGUGCGUGUAGAUUUGAUUUUUCUCAAGCUUUAGUUUUUCUCCAAUUUUGUCAUGUUUUUCCAUAUAUUCGAAUGAAAAUUAUCUUUUUUUUUUACCUAUCUGCAGCAUCAUUUUUAAAUCAUUUUAGCGAUAACAUUAGCCCAAAUAGUAUUGCAUUUGGUUUGCAAAAAAUAGAACUUGGUGGUACAGCUUUGGGCGAAGUAUGCCCGCUGAAUUUAAUUAGUGGGUGCGAGCCAGGCAAAUAUCGUACUUAUUCAGGACAUUGCAAUAAUGUUAAUAAUCCUUUAUGGGGUGCGGUUUAUGAACCAAUGCAAAGGUUGCUCAAACCGGACUAUUCUGACGAAAUCAGCAACCCACGCGCAUCCACAAUUGGUGCUCAACUGCCAAAUCCAAGGAAAAUAUCCAAUGAACUUUUUACAGCAAUAACGACCGACAAUGUAUGCACACUAAUGGUUGCACAGUGGGCUAUGUUUGUUUACGAAGAUUUAACUUUGACUGGAAAAAAUCGAAUUUUUCGAGGUUCUCAUGCUCAGCCGUUAUUUUGCUGCAAUCAUGAAUUAUAUCAUCCGGAAUGUUUCCCGAUAAUGAUCGACGAGGAUGAUCCAACGUAUUCCAAAUAUAUGAAAUGCAUGCCAUACACUAGGACAGCCACUUCGCCACGCGAAAACUGCUCAUUAGGAUUUCGAGAACAAGCUAAUCAAGCAACUUCCUAUCUUGAUGCCAGCCAUAUAUAUGGAAGCACUACUGAUCAAGCAAAAGUUCUUAGAGUAUUCGAAAGAGGUUACCUUAAUUAUACCCAAAAUGCAAAUUCGUGCAAAUUCAUAUCUCGUCAACAUAUUUAUUUUGAAGGCUUUCUGGCAUCUCAACACCGAGGUAAUUUAUUGCCUGAAGCAGACGAAGUUGAAUGCUUUUCAACUUCAACCAUUCAAAGGUGUUUUCUUUCCGGUGGUCAGUAUACAAAUUUGAUACCAACGAGUACAACUAUGCAUACAAUAUGGAUGAGGCAACAUAAUAAUAUAGCUAAUAAAUUAAAGACAAUUAAUAACCACUGGGAUGAUGAUCGACUUUAUCAAGAAGCACGGCGCAUCGUUAUCGCCCAGAUCCAACAUAUCACUUACAAUGAGUUUUUGCCAAUCAUCGUUGGCAAAGAUAAUCUUCGUAAAUUCGGAUUGAACUUGCGCAAUCAUGCUUACGAUAGCGACUAUAACUUAAAAAUAGAUCCCACUGUAUUAAAUGAAUUUGCGUCUUCAGUGGGACUUUUCUUCUUUUCGCUGUUUCCUGAAUACCUCACUCUUUAUGAUAAUAAUUAUAAUCAAGAGAUACAACGGCCAUGGAAUGAAUUGUAUAACAAUCCAUCAUUGAUCUAUGGCAAAGGAAGACUGGAAUCUAUACUAAGAUAUCUGUUGAAAGAAACAAUUCAAAAACCAGGUUUACAUAUGAACAAACAAUUCAGAAAUCAUUUUCUACAAGGACAGGACAAAUAUGGAUUAGAUUUAGCUGCAAUGAUCAUUCAAAUGGGAAGAGAUCAUGGUAUACCUGGUUAUACCACAUUUAGGACGCUGUGUGGGCUUAGACGACCAAAUAAUUUCUCGGAUCUCAAUGAUAUAGUUUUUGAUUCGGUUGAUAUAAAUGCGUUAUCACGACUAUAUUUCUCUAUUGAUGAUGUCGAUUUAUUCGUUCUCGGUCUAGGGGAACGUCCUCAACGAGGUGCACUGAUCGGACCAACAUUCUCCUGCAUCAUUGGGAAGCAAUUCCAGCGAGUUCGACGUGGAGAUCGUUUUUGGUAUGAAAAUUUCUUUGUUCCAUCAGCUUUUACUCUGGAACAAUUGAAUGAAAUUCGGAGAACUUCACUGAGCCGUAUUCUUUGCGAUAAUACUGAUAAUAUUGGAAGGAUUCAACCGAAUGUAUUUGAAGUGGCCGACGAUUAUGGAAAUUGCCCAAUGGAUUGCAGUUCUAGUAUAAUUGACAGUCUUGACAUAAAUAAAUGGGCUGAUCAAGAGCCUCAUCUGAAACUGCCUAUUACUCGAGCAACUUUGGAAAAAGCCAUUCGACUCGGAGCAGAACAUGCUAAACGUUUGAAUGAAGCUGAAGCAGCUCGUAUCUUUCAACAAGGCAAAAAUUUAGGAAAUAAUCGUAACCGAGGAAGGAAUUCGGCAAUUAUUCGUCACUCUAAUUUAUUGGCACCAAAAAAUGAAUCAAUAAAAUUGUCAAGAACUGCUGCAGUGCUUCGAGAAACGACUAAAAUACUUCUUGAAGGAAUUGGACUUGAUGAAAAAGAACGUCUUCCGGCUCAACUUGAUAUUCCAACACUUCAACGACUUUUGCCUGAAGUUGAUGUGUCAAGAUUUAUUGGCAAUAUUAGUGACUUCCUAGGGCAUGAGAGCCCAAGUGCAGAUGAGUGCUUGCCACAGCCAUUGCCCUGCGAUCAUACUUCAAAAUAUCGUACCUUCUCGGGAUGGUGCAAUAAUUUACGCUUCCCGCAUUAUGGAAAUGCCUUCGCACCAAUGCGCAGACUUCUUGACCCGGUCUAUGACGACGGUUUUGAUACACCGCGUGCACUUGGCCAUGGAGGUCGUAAACUUCCUUCAGCUAGAACAGUUUCAAAUGCCAUUCAUCAAGAAGUUCCAGUAUUUCAUACCAAAUUCUCUCACAUGCUUAUGCAAAUGGGUCAAGUCAUUGAUCAUGAUUUUGCUCAUUCACCUGUUGCAAGAGGUCCGGGUAACACAAUUCUCAACUGCUCUAGAUGUGAUUCGGAUAAAACUCUCUCAAUCCAUUGUUUCCCAAUCCCUGUUGAAAGAGACGAUCCUCAUUUCCCAUACUUAACACCAACAGGCGAACCAAAAUGUCUUUCUUUUGCUCGAUCUGUUUUAGGACAGCUUACUUUGGGAUAUAGAAACCAGCUGAACCAGUUGACUUCAUUUAUUGAUGCCUCGUUUAUUUAUGGUUCAACAGAGUGCGAAGCCAAUUCAUUGCGAUUGUUUAGCCAAGGGCGCUUAAAUUUUACUGAUCUUGGUUUUAAUAAAGAAGCUUUGCCACAAGGAUCUCAGGAGAGAGACUGCUUAUCAAAACCUAAACAUCCUUGCUUCAAUGCAGGUGACGAACGAAGUAAUGAACAGCCGGGUCUGACUGUUAUGCAUACCAUAUUUCUACGUGAACAUAACCGAAUAGCUACAACACUCAAUCGAAUCAAUAACUUUUGGCCUGAUGAAAAACUUUAUAUGGAAACUCGACGAAUUAUGGGUGCGAAGAUCCAACAUAUAAUUUACAAUGAAUGGCUACCGAUCGUUCUUGGAUGUGAAACUGUUGCAAAGUACGACCUUGUUCCACGCAAAAAUGGUUAUUAUCGAGGCUAUGAUGAUCGAUGUGAUGCUACAAUAUCACAAGAAAUGGCUACUGCUGCUUUCCGAUUUGGGCAUUCACUUAUAAGAAAUAUGUUUCCACGUAUGAGCGGUGAUUAUGACGAAAAAAUGAAAUCUCUUGAAUUAAAGAAAUCAUUCAACAAUGCCACAUUUUACUAUUCACCUGAGGAAGGUCAUAUCGAAUCAGUUUUGAUGGGUCUUCUUGGUGCUGAAAGCAUGGCUUUUGAUCGACAUAUUGCUGAUGCAGUUCGAAACCAUCUAUUCCAAAGACCUGAUGGACCUCAUACAGGUCUUGAUCUCCCUGCACUUAAUAUUCAACGUGGAAGAGAUCAUGGUGUACCUCCGUACAACAAUUAUCGUGAAAUAUGCGGACUACGUCAUGCAAAAACCUUCGAUGAUCUUCGUGAUACCAUGGAUGAAUUGGCAAUUAAAGCCUUUAAAAAUGUAUAUAAUCAUGUUAAUGAUAUUGACCUAUUUCCAGGCAUUAUGUCUGAAAAGCCACUUAGAGGUGCUUUGGUUGGUCCAACGAUAGCUUGCAUAAUUGCUGAACAAUUUCAAAGGCUUAAAAAAUGCGAUCGGUUUUAUUAUGAAAAUGGCAAUCCAGCAACAAGAUUUACUCCAGGUCAAUUAGCUGAGAUUCGCAAAACAACAAUGAGUAAACUUAUUUGCUCGAAUAGUCAAUAUGCGCGGAAGAUACAACCAAACUCUUUCCUUUUACCUGAUAAUUUAACAAAUGCUCCCGUGAAGUGUUCAGAAUUACCUGAUAUUGAUUUGUACGAAUGGCUUGACCGACAAUUUUGUGUGGUCGAUCAUCGAGUCAUAAAUUUGGGUAAAACAAAAAGGAUUACGCCUUGUAUAACCUGUACGUGCACCGCGGAAGGACCUGAAUGUCAUUCAAUGGUCAUUGAACGUUGUGAAAAUUUACUCAAUGAUUAUUUAUUUUCAGAAAUUACCGCGGACACAUUUAAUUAA
Molecule: messenger RNA, 4401 nt
Organism: Dracunculus medinensis (Guinea worm)
Lineage: Eukaryota; Metazoa; Nematoda; Chromadorea; Rhabditida; Dracunculidae
Source: the annotation of a GenBank genome assembly